AUGAAAAUGGCGGAGGGAUGUGUUGUUGGAGGAGGAAGGGUUAUAGGUACAAAUGUCGAGAACAACAAACACAAUACAGAUCUGUUGUUACACCCCGAGCUCCUUUCCCCGGAUUUUAUUCUGUUUACAUUACUGGAGAAAAAGAUUUCUGUCGACAAUGAGAAGUAUGCAGACAAAGAUAGACUCACAGACCUGUACCUUCAGCACAUCAUUCCCUUGCCUCAGAGAGACCUGCCAAACAGCCGAUGGGGAAAACGGAUGGAAAAGAGGAGAGCAUCCCAAAGACUUUGUUCUGGUGCUGAUGGUUCAAGAAAAAGACCAAUAUGUUUUGAUGGAAGUUCAACAAGUACCAGCAUAAAACUGAAAAAGAUAGAGGCAGGAGCCACAGGUCGCUUAAAGCCCCCUCCAUCUGGGAAUCUACCCAACACCAUCCGGAGAUUGUCAGGCACUUCCACCAACUGCUGCUCUGAUAGUUCCUUGAGCAGUACUGCCAAUAACUCCACUGAGCACCUUCCUGAGAGGGUGGUCAAACAGAACAGUGCCACUACCAGUUACCACAACCCGAAUGGGAAUGUCAAAUCAACACCCACCACAUUGACAGAGGCACAUACAGGAGGAACAUCAAGUAUGAAAUUAAAAAGAGCGGCGCUGAAAGAAGGAGACCCUGAAGUGGUGGGAGAAUUUAAAUCACCAGAGACUAAGAAGAAAAUUCAGCAUGUUACCUGGCCGUGAAUUUGUUGCAGACAGUGACCUAUCUUCCAAAGUAACAUCUACAACUCUGCCUUACCUGGAGUAGUGGAGAUCAAUGAAUUUAGCAGCGUUUGGAUGUAAUGGCUACAAGGACUAAGUGGUACAGAAUACUACCUUCAUCUUGAAAAUGCUGGACUGGAUAUUAAAGAAUUGCUUUCUCUAUUUUUCCAAAUGUCUAAUAACCAGAUUGCAUUUUUUUUUUUUUUUUUUUUUUUAGACCUUUUCAAUGAGAUUUCAAACAGUAAAAUUCCAUGCCCUUUUAGCUUAGAACAAACUACAUUAGAAUCUGCCAUAUCCGAUUUUAUUGGUUUCAGGGGUCGGUCGGAUAUGUGAAAAUAUCAUAUCUCAGAGGGAGUUGCUGUACCAAGUUGUAGUUGUUUUAUUAACGUGGGGGCAUUAUAAAUGAACACAUUUGAGUACUGCAGUGUGUCUAAAACAACAAAGUACAGUACUGCAGAUGUACUAUAUCAAGAAAAUCAGUAGAAAUUACUGCAAAUAAAGUGCAGUCUUAAAAAUAAAGUACCGUAAUACAGUAUCUGGCAAUUUGCAAAACAGCAUUUGCACUGAAAGUGUGUUAACCUGAGACAAAUGGAGUUUAAAAAAGAAACACCCACACAAACACAAACUGUUUUUGAAGGUCAGCAAUGUUGUGAAAGUUUUUUUAGGUUUUAGGUUUCAAAAAAAAUUUUGAACAGUUAGUAGUUAUAUUAAUCCCUCAAAUUUCGUGUUGUUUUAAGUGAACUUAGUGACAGCUAACAGCAUGCAAGAGUUUCCCGAAGGCAAUGUCUUUCCACUGCCUCAAAGCAAAACCCCCCUCGUCUUUAUUCGUGGCUGGCUUUUAUAUGCUACUGAAUUCCUUCUGUCCUGAUAAGAGCUGAAUUUACUAUUUUAGAUAUAUAAUAAAACGUGCAUUGCUCAGUUUCCAUCAGCACCAUUCAGUUGGUAGCAGCAUGUGUAAAUAACGCAGACCAGAGGUCCAUCAGUCGAUAGAGGGGUUCAUGUCUUACAGGAUCAGUUAUUCUAGGUUCUACUGUACCCAAUUUAUUUAAAUAAACCCAAAAUCUGAAAAUAUCUGAAACAUUUGGUUAUUAAUAGCUGCCUUAUGAAAGUUUAUAUUUUAUGUUCUAAUAAAGCUCAUCUGAUAUUUUAACAGCGUGGAGUGUGUUUUAGUAUUGGUAGAAUUGUGUUGUUAUCAAUUAUUUACUUACAUAUAGUUAACAAAUUGAAGCAUUCUAUAAAAUACCAGGUUAAAGGUCCUUAAAACAGGUGUGCUCUACGUAGUUUCCUUUCUUUUUUUAGAUUGAAAAAAGCUCGACCACCUUGGCAAAACAAUGUCGGACAGGUUCACGGUGGGGUCAUAAAGAAUCUAUAGCUAUGGCCAAAGGUUUUGCAUAACCCAUUAAUAUGAACUAAUUUGGUUUCAUAGUUGAAUGAAGCCUGCUGAAUAAUGUCAUACCCCUUUGUCAUUUUUGUAAUUUUCCAUAUACUUCUGUGACAAA
Molecule: messenger RNA, 2249 nt
Organism: Polyodon spathula (Mississippi paddlefish)
Lineage: Eukaryota; Metazoa; Chordata; Actinopteri; Acipenseriformes; Polyodontidae
Product: ashwin-like
Exons: 4
Coding region: 1-732 (243 amino acids)
Biological process (GO): embryonic morphogenesis
Cellular component (GO): tRNA-splicing ligase complex
Source: RefSeq, a predicted model, not a curated record